This is a messenger RNA of Nematolebias whitei (Rio pearlfish), 2310 nucleotides long. RefSeq names its product angel homolog 1 (Drosophila) (gene angel1). Gene Ontology annotation, molecular function: 3'-5'-RNA exonuclease activity. Bases 60 to 2255 code for a protein of 731 amino acids. The record is from RefSeq and is a predicted model, not a curated record. The transcript has 10 exons. Lineage: Eukaryota; Metazoa; Chordata; Actinopteri; Cyprinodontiformes; Rivulidae.
GCAGAGACUAGUAGCGAAGACAUGAUUGGCAGUUUGUUGUUGUUUAAUGUGCUUUACCCAUGCUUUACCCCCUGUCACAUUACUUGUCCCGUCGACGCGCAGAAGAGUCAAAGACGAGUAUUUCUCCUUUGGUUAAUGGCAGGACUACGUGGGAUUGUGGUGCUGUCACAAAUACAUACAAUCAAUCUGAAACAACCCUUCAUGACCAGAGAGAGAAAACAAUGGAGGAUGCUAAAGAAAGUGUUGAAGAACUUGGCCUGAGGGACAACAACACAGAUCUUGACAUGGAUAAGGAACCGUUAACAGCUGUCAUACAUCAGGACACAAAGAUUGAUACAGCUCCAAAGAUGAAUGAAAUGCAAUGUGCACUGAAUGAAGAAGUAGAGACUCAGAAACAAGAAGAUAAGGAUAUUGCUGUCUACUAUAAAGACACAGAAGAUGAAAGUGCUACUUCAUCUGAUGACGUUAGUCCACAGCAAGCACUUACUGCACAAUUUAUGCUCCUGCACACAGAGGACAGCAUACAAGACGUUACCUGUCCUUUACAGAAACAGGUAAAAACUGAAACGUUGGAGGUGUCUGUACUUAAAGCUGAAGAGAACAAACAUACUCACUUCCCAGUUGAACAACUCCAGUUGUCAAACUUAGACGAGUCGCAGUCUCCAUUUAAAACUAGACAUGAAGUAACUGAGUGCUGGCAUGAGUAUUUACUUCCCACUGGAGAUUCGACCUCUGAUGCUUCUUGUGAGCAACAUGAUGCACAAAUUGGCUGGCAUUUUCCUGCAGAGCCUGGUCUGACACAGGAAGUGCAGUGCCCUUUCUGGCAACUUCCUGCGGGAAGCUAUUACCCACCAUUGGGGCCGACAGUGCCUUUUGAAGUAGUGUGGAGAGUAUGGGAGGAGUUGGAUCAAAGAGCUGCUGCAGCUGAGUGUGCUCUGAGCCCCCUUCCAUCCAAAAGUGCCUCAAUGGACUUCACUGUUAUGUCCUACAACAUCCUUGCUCAAGACUUACUGGAGCUCAACGAGCAUCUGUACAUACACUGCCCCCCAGAGGUGCUGGACUGGAAUUACCGCUGCAGCCUCCUUCUGAAGGAAAUAGAAAAUUGGACUCCAAAUAUAUUGUGUCUUCAAGAGGUUCAGGAGAACCACUACUACGAACAACUGUAUCCAGUUCUUUCUCAGUUGGGCUACACCUGCGUUUACAAGCGACGUACAGGAACCAAGACGGACGGCUGCGCUAUUUGCUAUCAAAGCUGCAGCUUUGCUGAAGUUGCAGUCUCAAAGCUGGAGUUCUUCAGGCCUGAGACGAAGCUGUUAGACCGGCACAAUGUGGGCAUUGUUUUGCUUCUUCAACCAUUAGUCGUCCAAGGAGCAGAGGUUAAGAAGAUGUGCCCACUGCUGUGUGUGGCCAACACACACCUGCUCUUCAACCCCAGAAGAGGGGACGUGAAGCUGGCACAGUUGGCAAUCAUGCUGGCAGAAAUCGACUCCGUGAUCAAGUCCUGUAGCGCUAAAGGUCAACACUGUAAUGUUGUGUUUUGUGGAGACUUUAACUCUCGUCCACACAUGCCUUUGUACCAGCUGAUUACCACCGGUGAGGUGUACUACCAGGGUCUGCCGACGUGGAUGGUUUCAGGCCAAGAGGAUUUGUCAUACAAACCUAAUUACCACAGACUGUAUGCCCCCUUGUGGCCCAGCUCUCUAGGAAUCACUGACAAAUGCCAUUAUGUAACAAAUGCUGAAAACGGCGUGUUUGAGAGCCAACCUCAAAAAUCCGAACGUCAGUACAGCCACGAGUUCAUGCUGCAGUUGCGCUUUUGUCCAGCUGCCUGCGUCCGUCCUAAAGACCUGAUACUGAUUCCAGGGGUGACUGAUAUCAAACCAGAUGCUUCAAAGGAUAACGAACAAGAUGCUAAAAGGUUCCGACGCGUGAUCAGUCAUCGGUUAAACUUGGAGUCAGUCUAUAAACAUGUAUUUUCUGGCUCUGGCUGUCCAGAAGUCACAACCCUGCACGCUGAAGGAGGAGCUACCGUUGACUACAUCUUCUACUCUCCAAAACACCUCUUUGACUCCGAGCACAAAGGUACAGGUGCAGAACCAGAAAUAUUUGCAGGUGAAGGUCUGAAGCUUUCUGGUUUUCUCUCGCUCCUAUCCGAGGAUGCUUUGUGGUCCAUGAACGGUCUUCCCAAUCACAUCUUCCCCUCAGACCAUCUCGGCCUGCUCGCACAAUUUCAGCUGGACCUGAACGCUGCCUGAAGCAUUUUCCUGCUGGAAGUGUCCUAAACCUAAUUUAUGUUUGAGAACAAUAAUU